Schistosoma turkestanicum is the source of this 1647-nucleotide messenger RNA. Lineage: Eukaryota; Metazoa; Platyhelminthes; Trematoda; Strigeidida; Schistosomatidae. The record is from the annotation of a GenBank genome assembly.
AUGUCACAAAUACAUUCUAAAUGUCAUAAAAAUCUAAUUCAUAAUGAGCAGAAUAAAGAUUUAUGCCAAAAUAUAGAUCAGAAAACACGACAAGUAUUAUUUUUUGAAUGUGAUCUUCAACUUGUCAAGCAAACAUUUUUAAAAAACAAUGAAAAAUUCACUGAACAACAUGCUACACAUUUAUUGGAAAAAUAUAUACGAAGACGUAGAAAAUCAAAGUGUACAGCCUAUUUUCUGACAGAUCGAAUACGUUUUCAACAAAGAAAAGUUAUUGGUAUUAAACCAUUUCGUAAAGAAGUGAUUUAUCGAGAGAUUAGACAUUUUUUUGUAUUUCCAAAUCAUCCAGAAGUUUUCAUGAUUUGUAUUGUUGAUGAGAAUAAAGAUAAACGAUCGUAUGAAUUGUAUCAGUGUAUUGAUUAUAAUGCUGUUGGUACAGUUUGUAAUUUAACAUAUAAAGCAUCGAUAGAUACGUUCAAUACACUGCAUGAAACAAUACCAUUGAAAUGGAUUACUUUAACGUCAACAUCUCCUCCAACAAUCAAGCAUUAUACAAGACAAGACAAUGAAUAUCCAGAAUGGAAUCGUCCACUGAAUGAAAUACACAGAAAUGUAAAUAGACGUACAGAUUUUGUUAAACCUUCAGAAAAUAUUGUUACUGAUAAAAUUAACAAUCAUUAUAGGCAAAAUGAUUGUGAUACCAAGUUAACUUUGAAUGUUGCAAAAGUAUUUCCAGUACACGAUGAUGAUGAUGAUGCUGAUGACGAUGACAAGAGAGAAUAUAUGAUGAACGAAGAGUCCAGAACGAAGACAGUAAAUAUUUCUGAAGAAGCUAUAAAUUCACCAUUUUCUUAUGAUGAUUUAAAGUUAUUUCAUUCAAAAUUCUAUUCACUACAUAAUUUAUGUCCAAAUAAACCGGACAUCACUAGUACAGAGAUGAAUCCAAUCGAAAAUGAUAUACAUUAUGAAUAUACUUUACAUAAGCUGCUCCCUUAUUCCAGGAAUAAUCAUGAACAACUAGAGAUAUUUCAUGAGGAUAACAGAAACAAAACAUUUAAGUCAAAACCAUUCCGCUUAACAUCAUUAUCACCGGCAAUAUCUGUUGAGGAAUCUGAUUUCAACAAGUAUGUAGAUACAAAACAAGAUUUACUAUCGACAAAUUAUCAUUGUAAUUCCACAUUUGUCGAUACUAGGAGAAGUUCCAUUUUAUCCAGUCAUCAUUUAAGUUCACCUUUAGUUGAUAAUCAUGAGGCUAGUUUGAUGAAAACAUUUACGUUAGCUAAAGGAAACAGUCUUGUAUGUCAUAAAAAACGCUCACAUAUUUAUCAAGAUGUUGUAGAUAUGAAGAAUAAUGAUGAUUCAUUUUAUGAUAACAAUUCUGAUGAUUUUGGUUUUCAAAAUCAUCUCAGAAAGUGUAAAUCAACCAUGGACAUCAGAUUAACUGAUACAACCUAUUUAUGUUAUGAUCCUGUUGUCGGUGUACGAAUAAACAAUAAAGGCCCAAUAUAUAUGUAUAUGGAACGUUAUAAUUCUAUUCAUUAUUGUGUUGAUUUGGGAACUUAUUGACUGAUAAUGUGUGUUUAUAAUAUAAUAUUUUGUAAAUUUCAUGUUUCUUUUUGCAUCAAAAGUCAACUAUACACUAAUUUAUUU